Opisthocomus hoazin is the source of this 1951-nucleotide messenger RNA. NCBI's taxonomy places the organism in Eukaryota, Metazoa, Chordata, Aves, Opisthocomiformes, Opisthocomidae. The record is from RefSeq and is a predicted model, not a curated record.
AUGCCGUGCUGUGCUGUACCAUCACGACGGCUUCCCAUGUGCCACCGGGAUGAGAGUCAGGCUGCUCGCGGAGACGGAAAACGAGCCAGGCAGGGUGUCCAGGGUGUCCUCGUCCCUCGCUGGGCGAGCGAGCGGACGAGAAGGUUGCUAACCGCCGUGACCUGUGCUCAGCUGCUAGGUGACUACGACAAGGUGAAGGCGGUGUCCGAAGGCUCCGACUGCCGGUGCAAAUGCCUGGUCAGACCCCUGGGCCGCGGCGCCUGCCAAAGGAUUAACGAAGGCGCUUUCAGAGCGGAGGACUUCUACACGGUGGAAACCAUCACGUCGGGACCCAGCUGCAAGUGUGCGUGUGUGGCCCCCCCCUCAGCGCUCAAUCCUUGCGAGGGGGACUUCAGGCUGAAGAAGCUGCGGGAGGCCGAGAGCAGCGACCUGAAGCUCUCCUCCAUCGUCGAGAUGCUGGAAAGUGCCUUCUACGGCUUGGACCUUCUGAAGCUGCACUCGGUCACAACCAAGCUGGUGGGUCGGGUGGAAAAGCUCGAGGAGGGCAGAUACGAAGAAAGAUUCCUGAAAGAUGAAACCAUCUCCCAGCAGAUCAACUCCGUCGAGUCCCUCCCAGAGCUGCACCUCUCUCUGGAGGACGAGAAGCCGAAGCAACUCUUGCAGAGGAAGCUGCACGUGAGGAGCCGGCCUCCUUCCAAGCCCACCAUCGUUCGAGGGGUCACCUACUACAAAGCCCAGUCCACCGAGUCAGAGAACGACAUCGAGGAGCAGCCGGAUGAGCUGUUCAGCGGGGACAACACGGGGCACCUGCUGAUCGAGGACCAGCUCCUGAGGCCCAGCGGCCGGGCGGGUGAGGGUGCCGGCCUGGGGGCUGGGGGACAGGCGAGCACCCCUGCGACGCCGGUCAGCCCCACCAUCCCCGCCACCCCGAAGCAGGCUCUGGAGGAGGAGGACAUCAGGAACAUCAUUGGGCGAUGCAAGGACACGCUGUCCACCAUCUCGGGGCCCACCACUCAGAACACCUACGGGCGGAAUGAGGGGGCCUGGAUGAAGGACCCGCUGGCCCGGGAGGAGCGGAUCUACGUCACCAACUACUACUACGGGAACACGCUGGUGGAGUUCAGGAACCUCGACAACUUCAAGCAAGGGCGCUGGAGCAACUCCUACAAGCUCCCAUACAGCUGGAUCGGGACGGGGCACGUUGUCUACAAUGGCUCCUUCUACUACAACCGGGCCUUCACACGCAACAUCAUCAAAUACGACCUGAAGCAGCGGUACGUGGCUGCCUGGGCCAUGCUGCACGAUGUGGCCUACGAGGAGUCCACGCCGUGGCGGUGGCGGGGCCACUCAGACGUGGACUUUGCUGUGGAUGAGAACGGCCUGUGGGUCAUCUACCCGGCCAUCAACUACGAGGGCUUCAACCAGGAGGUGAUUGUGCUGAGCAAGCUGAAUGCGGCUGACCUCAGCACCCAGAAGGAGACGACGUGGCGGACAGGGCUGCGGAAGAACUUCUACGGGAACUGCUUUGUCAUCUGCGGGGUCCUGUAUGCGGUCGACAGCUACAACAAGAGGAACGCCAACAUCUCCUACGCCUUUGACACACACACCAACACGCAGAUCAUCCCCCGGCUGCUCUUCGAGAACGAGUACGCCUACACCACGCAGAUAGACUAUAAUCCCAAGGACCGCCUGCUCUACGCCUGGGACAAUGGGCACCAAGUCACCUACCACGUCAUCUUUGCCUACUGAGACACCCCCACCCCCCGCCAAAGUGGGGCACUGCGAGCCAGCGGCCACCAGCACCUUUUAUUAUUAUUUUUAUUGUUAUUAUUGUUAUUUUGUACAAAUCAAAGAGUAAAUGACGGGUUUUGUUUCAAGCUCUUUUUUAAUGGUGGAUUGUAGAUCGAUCCCCAGGCCAGACCCACCCCCUUCGUCUUUGCUGUAACCUUGC